Molecule: messenger RNA, 2859 nt
Organism: Seminavis robusta
Lineage: Eukaryota; Bacillariophyta; Bacillariophyceae; Naviculales; Naviculaceae
Source: the annotation of a GenBank genome assembly
CUGGUUUCUAAAUGAAAACUGCAUGAGAGGUUACUUCAAGUGUCACUUUACGCUCGUUUUUAAGAUUACAUCUGUCUGUGAAUGUUUUCAUCAAUAUGAUGUGUUGGGUUAUCUUAAACAAAAGGUCCAAAGGGUCAACAUUUGCUUGAGAUCUUCAGAGAGCAAGCCUUCAGUCAUCAACAAUCGACAUCUAUCACGCACCCCCACGAAGCAUCUUUUCUGCCAGCGCGGAUUCUGCGCUGCUGUUUUGGGUAGCACAGUAGAAUCACCAUCCUGUACAAAGCCACUGCAGACCCUCUUCGCAAUCUCUUGCUUCUUGCUUCUGCAUCACUCAGAGAAACCAGCAGUUGUCGCAACCACUCUGAAUGAAACCUCACCAAGCAUCAAAGGAGCACAACAAUACUACGAUCAACAGCGGAUUACUCCUCUAUUGCCAGCGGUAACCACAGACUGCAAGGACAAACACUCCAGCUCGAGUUCAGAGUUCACAGUUAGUUAAAAGAGAGAUAGAAAGAGAAUGUCGUUUCGAUUUGCAAACGGCGAUGGUGGUCGUGGCAAUGGUGACGCCUUGUCGGCCUUGUUGUCGCAGGCGAUGGCUUCGCGUAAUACUGGGACCAUGGAACCACCUCCGCAACGAGGCGUCGCGAGAGCCUUGUCUUCGCGGUCUGUAGGAGGAGACGAUAGCACUGCCAGUCUCUCGUCGUUGGCCGGGUUGAAUGGGAAUGCGCUGGAAGGCCUUUCGGACGGACAAAGGGAAGCAGUGUUGCGUGCACUGACCAAUGGAAACACCAACGCAGCAACGACAACGACUGCUGCGCCCCCCAACAGAACACACGAUGUCUUGCGGUUGUUGGCGGCUCAAGCAGGCAACGGGGCUCUGUUGGGGGCUGCUGCGGCUCCGCCCGCUCCUCAACCACCCGCGCCGAGCAACAGCCGGAGUUCCCUCGAGGCUCUUCUUAUGCUUCGGGCCAAUCAAGCCGUUGCGGUACUCCCAGGGAACGACGCGACUGCUGCGGCUCCGCAACCUCCUGCUCCCAGCAACAGCAGCAGCGCGUUAGAGACGCUGCUGAGGCUUCGGGCCAACCAGACAUCGUCCACUCUUCCAGGUGCCUCUGCACAGUCGGCUGGACUCGGUGGUGGUGCUGCUGCUCAAGCUGGUCUCUUUUGUCGUCCCGCUGCAGCAGCCCCCGCACCCACCGAUAACACGGCCAAUUUGGAGCUCGAAAUCCUGCGCAUGAGGGCGGGUCUCCUUCAGUCGACUCCCAGCGGAUCAGCGCCUCGAAUGAACAACGAUCUCUUGGAACAGGCUCUUCAGUUUCGAGCCAAUCAACAACAUCAACAACAACAGCCUGCCACUGACGCCGGGCGCCGUCUCUCCAUGUUGAUGCAAGGCAGCUCUGGACGUUCUUUGGGAUCGGCGAUGGGAUCCGGACGCGCCAUGGGGUCUGGUCGUGUCGCUAUGGAGUCCUCUUCCGCUGCCGCCUCCAUUCUGGCCGCUCGACGAAGCAUGAGCGGAGUAGAACGCAGCAUGAGCGGUGUGGAACGAACUUCCAGCAGCAGCAACGUCGCGACGGCGAAUCAAGAUAUCGCGGCGCUAGUGCGCUCGGCAAAUCCACAAGACCUGGCAAACCUAGUCCGGGGUCUCGGCAACCGUGCUCAACAACCACCCGCUCCAGCGGCCCCUCCUGCCAACGACUCGAGGAAAUUGGCCAUGUUGGAGACUCUCGCGAAACCCAAGAUUAUGCAGCUCCCCCCGGUCGAGGAAGGAAAUACUCCGCAUCAUUCUCAACGAGUUGUCAUUCCCCUUGGUAUCGAGGAAGAUCCAAAUUGGCUUUCGGAACGUCAGUGUUUUAUUCGUUCCGAGCUUUUGGAAGUCGUCCGGGCCAGUCACGAAGAAGUGCUUGUGCGCAGUAGUUCCAAGAGCAUUGCCUAUCAGCAAGUCGGUAUCCGAUGCCGAUACUGUGCUCACAUGCAGCCCGGAUCUCGAGCCAUUCGGGCAUCCGCAUUCCCAUCCAGCAUUCGUCAGAUGUACCAGUCGUUUACCAUGAUGGUGCGAGAUCAUUUCGGAAACUGCACGGGUGUCCCUCAAGAGAAGAAGCAAAAGUUCCUCAAGCUCAAGGGAUUGACAUCUCCUAGUUCCUCCCUCUCGCGUCAGUAUUGGACGUUUGCGGCCAAGAAGCUUGGUAUGGUGGACUCGGAGUAUGGAAUCAUGAUCAACGAAGAUUCGCAGGCGGCUGCAGCCCAGAUUCCACCCUUUGGGACGUCCGCCGAAGAGACCGCUGCCAUCAAGGCAGCCAACGUGGAGCUUCUCGUGGACGAUUCGGAUCGGAAUUGCAUCUCUCCCUACUUGUUCUUCCUUAUGCAGCAAGCACAAACUGUGGACCUGCUUCCCUCGGAACGAGUGGGAAAGAGAAAGGAUGCUGCUGUGGGUCUACCCGGCUUUGGGUGUCGGCACUGUGCCGAGACUGGACGUCUCGGGUUUUGUCGAAUGUUUCCGCUCAAUAAGAGGUCUCUUCCCGAUAAAGUGAACGAUCUCUACAACCACAUGGUGCGAUGUCCUCAAUGCCCACGCAUGACCAAGCGAUUGUUGGAGAGUCGUCAGCACGAGGCGGAGAACGAUCGAUCGUUUGCGGAACGUGAUCGAGACUUUAUUGAUCGCAUUUGGAUCAAGUUAGGCCGUGACGUCGAUCCGGCCUUCAAGAAGUCAUAGGUUGCUGGAGUCUGUUUGACGGACGAGCACAGUAGGCAGCUGCAAGUAGCUGCUUCUCUGAAGAUGCAUACUGAAUAUAUUCCAUUACAUGACUUGGUUCCAUUACAUAAUGAAAAAUAGAAUAGCUAUUUAAAAACACACUUGCCUCG